Molecule: messenger RNA, 130 nt
Organism: Cetraspora pellucida
Lineage: Eukaryota; Fungi; Glomeromycota; Glomeromycetes; Diversisporales; Gigasporaceae
Source: the annotation of a GenBank genome assembly
UAAAGUUGCUGAACAAUUAACAAUUUAUACUAAACUUUUAGAGUCUAGUAAAAAUAGUUUGAAUGAAGAAGACUAUGCUAGUAAUGCUAGUAAUGUUAGUGAAAUGGAUCUUACUAUGACAUCUAUAUAG